AUCAUGAGUAUGUCAUCAAAAAAGGUCUUAUAGCUCUGCUGCUGCUCGGCAUUCCUGGUGGAAUCUGCUUCUGCUGCAGAAAGAGAAUCUGCAAAAGGUGCCGGUCCACUAAAUCAGACACAAACACAGGGCAGCCCAACACCGUACCAGUGUCUAUACCUUGCAGCAACACUAUGUCUGAUCCUGUAGGUCCUGGAGACACUGGCCAGGGCUACAUCGCUGGUUAUCCGCCUCAUCCAGAUCAAGGUCAGAUUCACUAUCCUUAUCCACCAGAGUCGAGCGGACAACCUGCUGUUCCUCCCAACCCUGGCUUUUAUCCUGAGUAUCAAAACCCUGUCUACCCUCCUGCCUUUGGACCUGGACUUCCCCCUGCUCAGCCGCCCCAGUGGAAUGCCCCUCCAACCCACUACAACCCAUCUGCACCUGUGAACUAUACGCCAGUAAUGAGCAGUGCUCCUCCUGGGCCUGAACCCAGCGUGUUGAAUAUGAAUGAAUUGCCGCCAAGUGCACCACUGCUCACACCUCACCCUGAG
Messenger RNA from Sinocyclocheilus rhinocerous, 533 nucleotides. Its product is annotated as proline-rich receptor-like protein kinase PERK9. The transcript is spliced from 4 exons. The record is from RefSeq and is a predicted model, not a curated record. Lineage: Eukaryota; Metazoa; Chordata; Actinopteri; Cypriniformes; Cyprinidae. The annotation marks the transcript as partial.